This is a messenger RNA of Hemibagrus wyckioides, 3155 nucleotides long. It is a transcript of the gene tnfrsfa, whose product is annotated as tumor necrosis factor receptor superfamily, member a. Lineage: Eukaryota; Metazoa; Chordata; Actinopteri; Siluriformes; Bagridae. The transcript has 10 exons. Gene Ontology annotation, biological process: TRAIL-activated apoptotic signaling pathway; positive regulation of apoptotic process. The record is from RefSeq and is a predicted model, not a curated record. Gene Ontology annotation, cellular component: cell surface; plasma membrane. Bases 240 to 1532 code for a protein of 430 amino acids. Gene Ontology annotation, molecular function: protein binding.
UCAGCUAAAGUUUCUCAGCUGCUGAACGGCGGACGCUCCGGUUACGGGCAGUUGCGGCUCUGAAUUUUUACAGUUCCGCUCGCUAAAAAUGACAAAAAGUGGCUAGGCGCAUUCCAUACGGAUUUCAGUUGAGUUACGGAACGGAUUUUAUUUUGUUCUGAGUGUAUUUUUGAAAGAGAAAACUUUUGAAGGAAAAAAGUUGGGGGGAAAAACAAAUAGACCCUCCGUCACGGAGCAGGAUGGGCAAAGAGCUCGCGAUGGAACACACGGUUUUUCUUCUCGUGCUGGCUCUGAUUGCGGUGAGCAGAGGAGCAGCUGAGCUCGGCAUCCACUUGAACCAGACGGCCAAGCAGCAAGCGUGCAUGGAGAACCAGGAAUAUCCACACAAGGGCUUCUGCUGCAAAAACUGCGAGGCUGGCACCUUUGUGAAGGAGAAGUGCACUGCUAAUCAGGAGAAGGGAAUAUGCGAACCAUGCAAGGAGGGCACCUACGCCGAACACCCGACCGGCAUGGACCAGUGCCUCCAGUGCAGUCAGUGUCCUGCAGGUCAGAUAAUAACAGUGAUGUGCACGAGCACGAGGGAUACUAAGUGCGAGUGCAAGCCAGGCACUUUCUGUCUGCCAGAUGAGCCCUGUGAAGUGUGCAAAAAGUGCACUAGGUGCAAGCCAGAUGAAAUUGAGGAGCAGCCAUGCACUCCAACAUCCAAUGCAAAGUGUAGAAAGCGUGCAGUAUCGCCUCAUGACCCCACGGUGACACCCACAAGCCCGUCCGUGCACACAAAAGAAAAUCAUGGCACCAUAGUGAUCGUGGUUUUAGUGCUUUUAUUCUUCAUUAUUAUUCUACUGGUCGCGGUGGCACUUUGGCAGAAGAAACGAUUCUGUCGCAAACAAGCUAGCCCAGUGGACGAAAAUAAUGUGAAGAUUCCAAUAGACGGUGUUAGCGUGCCUACCUCGGAGGAGUGUGAGAACAGUCGUAACGCAGGAUUGGAGGAGGCAGAGCUGCCUCGCACUGAAUUCCGUCCCCUGCUGCAAGAGACGACUAUCCUGGGCAGUAAAAGCAUCCCGGUGGAAGAUGAGGACAGAGGACUUGGGGACAGCCUUCCAAACACCACCAGCUCCUCCCAGACCAGUCUGUCAGCCAUACCAGUCAAUAUGACACUUCCUGUGUCAGCAAAUUGUGAGAGGGAGGCAGAGUCAUGGGCCAGGGAGGACGGAACACCCAGAAGACUUGUUCCAUUACUUGCUGAGGAAGUGUCUCUAAGCAAGAGCUUUGACCUGUUUGACGUUCUGGACGUGCGCGUACACAACAAGUUCUUCCGCAGCAUCGGCGUAAGCGAUAACAGCAUCAAGCUCGCCGAGUCGCACAACGCGAGCGACAAAGUGUACGAACUGUUGCGCGUGUGGAUGCAGCGCGAGGGACUCCGCGCCAACAUCAACCACCUGCUGCAGGCUCUGCUCGACCUGGACCAGCGCUACUCCGCCGAGCAGAUCGCCUCCCGCGCAGUCGAGCGCGGCUACUACAAAUACGAGUGAUGGACAAACAAAAAUAACACACACCUCGUAAUGAACUCGUAAAGCGGAAAGAAUCGUGCCUUUCCUCGUCACAGCCUACAACGGACUGACGGUGCAAGUUUUGUUUACGACAAGUUGGUUAAUAUGAACAAAAACUCAUUUAAGCGGACUCGUGAACUGUAACAAGCUUGGCAUUUGAGAGUCAUGUGGAGGAGCUAGAUUUUUUUUUUUCUGCUGUAGUUGAACAGUUCAUCAUGCCUCCCAUUACCUCUUAAGCCUAUUAAAAGGAAAAAAAAAAUGCAUGUAUACAAUUAUAAAAACUGUACUGCAGAAGAUAAAAUUAGUCACACGAGAGUGGGAGUGAAGCAGCACGUAAUACAGCUCCUCCUUCCUCCACACGUGCACUGAUGUUCUGCAGCUAAACAGAUCGUGAACACAGCAGCAGCAAGCGUUUCAUUCUUUCACCAUCCGAAAUCAGGGCUGUGAAUUAAAAACAAAAUUACAAUGUUGAAAAAGAUGAUCUUUAAGACAUUGAAACAUACUUAUGGAGCACCCUGAUGUGAGGAAGAAUUGAACUGAGACAGCCAGGGGGAAGAAUUAGCUUUUGUUUGUUUGUAGCAACUUUUUUUUUUUUUUUGGCUUUAUGGAAGCCAACACUGGACUCGGAGAAGGUUCACGCUCGCUAACAGCGUGGCUUCGUCUCAAAUAGUGCACUGGCCUCAGGCUUUUUUUCUUUUCUUUUUUUUUUUUUUGUAUCUACAGGUCGAUCCGAAGGGCCGCGAAGACCUUUUUUUUGUCAGAGGUGUUAGUAAAAAGUGGAUGUAGUGGACAAAUGUUUGGUUUUUGACUAAUUGGUUUUCAUGCACAUUUCUAGUUGAAACUCCAGGCAGUUGAACCCCUAGUCUACACUACAUGCUACUAAGAUAUUUUCGUCGUUGUUCGUUGAUAUUGACCGUGGUGGAAUGGGGAAAGGAAGGACACGAAGACGAUCUGUUCUCCGACAUAAGUCAAGGCCGUUGGUCUUUCUACCAUAGAAUUCUUCCGAGAGACAAAAACGAAAAAUGAAACAUCGAACCGCUUUUUAGCGUAAAUAUACAGUUUGCUAAGGAAAUGUCACCUGCUUGAAGGCUGCAUUCUGCCUCCUGCACCAGCAGCACAGCAUCAAUUGUGAAAAGUGAACAUCUUCUGUCAGUUACAAACAAACCUCUUCAGCUUCUCCCGUUUCCUUAUUUAUGUAGAACCUGGACGUAUUUAUUGACAUAGUAGAACUAUGGGUAAUUAUUUAUACCUGUUAACCAUAUCCGAGUGUGUUGUCGUGUGUGUUUUUUUUUGGGUUUUUUUUUUUUUUUUAUUUUAAAUGAGAUGCCAAAAAUUUUGCUCUGUUUGGCAAUGGGCUCCUACAUUUCUUCACAGGGGGCGCUAUUGCUCCCGUCCAACAGACAACAAAUUUUUUUUAAAUAAUAAUAAUAAUUAUUAUUAUUUUUAUACUCUCAACCUAUUGCAUGUAGUAAACCAUGGAUGUGUUGGUACGUGUGGUUGUGUGUUUUUUGUUUGUUUGUAUUUCUUUUUCUCUUUCUUAGAAAGAUGAAGAUCUUUUGAGUUUGUUUUCUUUGCCUGAGCUGUAUAUAGUCACCGAAUGAAAUC